Molecule: messenger RNA, 3560 nt
Organism: Daucus carota subsp. sativus
Lineage: Eukaryota; Viridiplantae; Streptophyta; Magnoliopsida; Apiales; Apiaceae
Product: F-box protein At5g07610-like
Exons: 3
Coding region: 114-1499 (461 amino acids)
Molecular function (GO): protein binding
Source: RefSeq, a predicted model, not a curated record
UGUUAGAAUAAUAAUAUAAAACAAAAAUACAGAUUGCUGCAGGAGAGUGAGAGUUCAGUACUCGCUAGGAACCUAACUUGCUGUUAUAGAUCAGAAGCCCUUGAAAUCGAGAAAUGGGGACUAGAGGCGACGACGGCGAAAGGUUAACGGAAGUGGACUUGUUAAUUGAGGUGCUCUCGAGGCUUCGUGUGAAGCCCUUGCUUCGUUGCAAAUCCGUGUCUAAAUCAUGGUACGCUCUCAUUUCUAGCCCUAAUUUUGUCAAAUCUCAUCUUCAACGUGCAAUCACAAGCUGUGUUGUAGACGAUGAGGAUAAAAAUAAUUUCAUACUUCACUUACAUAGAGAUUGGGCUCGUCUUAAAUAUAGAAAAGCAGAUGGCUCAUUUUCACUCUUCAAUCUCGAAAUUGGUCAUACUACGACAAAUCUUAAGUUUCCUUACCCUCAAGGGGAGUAUGACACGGAUCCUCCCUCUCUUCUUGUUGGGUUUGUCUGUGGAAUUGCUUGUGUUUGUGUCGAUGACUCGUAUAAUUUUAGUAAAUACUGGGUGCCUACUGCUGAUCUUCCAACUAAGAUAUACCUUUGGAAUCCCGCAAUUAGACAAUCUAAACUUAUUCGUCCGCAUACUAUACAUGAUGAUGGUGGGGCGGGAGUUGCUUUAGGCUUUGGAUUUGAUCCCAUUGAUUUUGAUUUUAAGGUUGUUAGAGUUGUUAAAGCUAAUUCGUGUGCCAUUUCCGCCGCGGUCUAUUCUACAAACAGGGAUGCUUGGCGAAAUAUUGAUUCUAAGUUGACUGAUGUACCCCGCAGCACAAGGUUAAAGGUAUGCCUCCAUGGGUUUUUAAUUACGACUGGAAAAAGGGGUCUGAUUGCUUUUGAUCUAAACAAGGAGGUGUUUGUUUGUGAUAUUAAGCUUCCUGUCAACAUUAAAAGUGUGCAUUCCUUAUAUGAUACUCAGGACGUUGUCUUCAAGGAUUCUAUUGCUUUUAUUGCCUAUAUGAUUGAUAAACCUCAUAGGAUCAACUUGUGGACAUUAGAUGACGAGGCAUGCCUUCGUGGUGGUGGAGUCCAAGCAUCAUGGACGUUAAAGCUUAAUAUUGGUCUUGAUGAACAAUUUUUCGAUGUCCAGGGCCUUAAUAACAUCGUUGACUUGUUAUUUUUUUCUAGGGGAUGGUGGUACAGUUUAGGCAAGAUUGUGAACAGAUAUAUCUAUCCCAGAGAUGGAGAGUUUAUUUAUUUUGAAGAAGACUUUUUCAAGUAUUCGGAGAGUCUGCUUUCAUUUGAAGGAUCUAUACCAGUCAAUUGGUGUGCUGAUGAAGAUGUUGACUCGGAAGAUGAGGGGGAAAGCAUUGAAGAUUUCAAAUAUGAUCCUGAGGAGAGCAUUACUGAUUCCGAAGAUAUUGAGGAAAGCUCUGAAGCUGAUAAUGGGGAAUGUCGUGAUGAUUCUGCUAUUCCUGCUGUCUUUGAGGUUGCUGGCUUGAACCUAUCAGUGGAGGCUGAUUUUUAAAUUUUGAAUGGAAUAUGGGUGCAAAUGUUGUGAGCUUGUUAUAGUCAGAUAUAAAACAAUUUUAGGCUUGUAGCACCCCUACGCUUGAAGAUUCAACAAAGCCAGAUAAUGCUGUUGGUAUCUUUGGUUCUGGCAGCAGGGGUUAUCACUUAUCUAAAUUUCUUCUUAGGUGACUAGUCCAUCUACUAUUCUACUUUUUCUUGUUGACCAGAAGGAAGUGACAGCAGCGUUGUGCAGUUUACUUUUCUUACCUGCUUUAGGAAUUCAUUUAAUAGCGAGCAGGAUAGCAAGGAUCAUCUUCCAAGACUUGUAGCCGGCUCUCCAAAAAUUCUCAACAAAUCUGGCGAGGUAACUUCUCUCCUAAUCUCUAUAUUUUAUUACUUCAAUCUUGACCCCUUUUUUUCUUCACACCUGUUCCCCUACGGGCUAUAUCUUUCACAUUCUUUUCCCUAACUAUCAGUCUCCUAAUUAUUAUUAUAAUCUUUCCGGAAUGGCAGCUAUAUGAAAUACAGGUAGAUACUCUGACUUAUGAGUCACUUUUCAAGUAAUAUAGGUGGCUUGGAGCAAGGCUGAUUGCAAACCUUAAUCAUCAAGGAGAUUGUAUGAUGUACCUGUAUCUUAAUAUUUAAGAUCCUUACAUAUUAAUUUCCUAAUAUACCUGUUUCUGUGUUGUACUUGUUCUAUUCAGUGACCGACAUGCUUUUAGUCUGAUGGUGGAAUGUAAUAUCGAGUCUAGCAAAGUUGUAGAGGAUGAAUGUUCUGUCAGCUGUCUCAGUGGAGGAAGAAAAUAGUCCAGAAGAUGAAUAUUAUAAAUAAUAGUUUCACUGAUUUAAGAUCCUUAUUUCGUAUGUCAACACUACAAUCACUAUAUCUAUUCUUUAGUACUAAUACUCCCUCCGUUCCCCUGAAUUGUAUAUACAUUGGGGGACGGGGAUGCGGCACACACUUUAAUGCUCCUGUAAAGUAUAGUUCUAUAACUUAUUUUUAAGAUUUUCUUUUUCUAAAUAAAAAUUUGAUAUUAUAGUGCGCGUCGAGCCCCUGUGCACACAUACUUGUAUGGUAAUUGGCUUUAAUCUUAGACAUUGGAUAACGAUGCACGCCUUUGUGAUGCUGAAGUUAAGGCUUCGUGGAUACAAUGUUCACGGGUAAGUUUUCUGAAGGGCUACUUUAACAUACUGAUUUCUUAUGUUAUGUUGAUGAUUGUGACCUCUGUGUGUAUAAUUCCGGCUUGGAAGUGGUCACUCACGUCCCUACUUGUGUUAUUUGGAGUGAAGAUUUAAAGUAUAUACGGAGAGCAUGGUUUCAGUUAGAGGAUCUAAACUAAUCAACUGACUGGCUCAUGAAGAUGAUAAGUAGGAAUGAAGAGCUGGACAGUCAAGUAGUGCAUUUCUUCAAUGUUCACUUCCUUAAUAGUACUAUACUACUUCUCAAUCAUGUGAAAUAGUUGCAGAAUGAUGAGGCCCCUGCUUAACUUUUUAGAAGAUCAAAAUUGGUGUUACACAAACCCGAAGAGGCAAGGCAGAGGGAGUAGAGAGUUGCCUGAAUAUAUCACAAAGAUCUUAGAAGACGCAGAUCAGUAACACAGUUGCCUGUGAACCGAACUUUGACAGUCACUGUCAAGACCAUGUUCAGCCACUUUUCGGAAUAAUAAGAUGAUCAGCAGAGAUGGGCUGCCACCGGCACUUCCAGAGUUAGUUCUGGAAACUGCUUGGGAAAAUGACUGGUCGUUUUCGAGAUGGCUGGUACCUCAUCCAUCCCACACGGUUUUUACCCUUUAGUGUUUUGUCCGAAAAUCGACAUUGAAUAAGACACGGCUCUGCAUUACUGUUCAUGCAUCUAAAAUCAGGACCUUUGCCAUCACUGUUGGAGCCCUUAACUUAUUGCAUAUGCUAUCUUUUUCAGUGCCGAGUGCCGACAUGCUCUUCCCCACAGUUUGUCAUGUGUUUUCCUGCUCUUAGGAUUAAGCAAUUUGUAUUUUUUUUCUAGAUCAGGUAUUGCUUGAUUUUAGAUUUGUGGGUUUAUUAUUUGAACAUUGCUUCUAAAUUAACUUCCACUUCUUUC